GCCGGUCGCCCAGUCCCACCCACGCGCGGCAGGCUCGGCCACGGGCGUCGGAGCACCCCGCCGCUCCGCGCCACCUCCCCCAAGUCCCUGCCCCGCUGCGGCGCGUCACUUCCGCCACCCCUGACCGGGGCUGGGGCGGGGAACGCGGGGGAGGGGGCCAGGUCCGAGGGAAGACCGCCCGCGCCAGAGCCCGCGCCCGAGCAGGGACUACAUUUCCCGAGGGGCCUCCGCGGCAGCAGUAGCGGCGGCGGGCGCGGCAACGUCCCCCGGAAGUGGAGCCCAGGACUUCCACUCGUGCGUGAGGCGAGCGGAGCCGGAGACAAGACCACAGGCCGAACUCGGGAUCUGACAAGAUGGCCGGGCUGCCCCGCAGGAUUAUCAAGGAAACCCAGCGUUUGCUGGCGGAACCAGUUCCCGGCAUUAAAGCAGAACCAGAUGAAAGCAACGCCCGUUAUUUUCAUGUGGUCAUUGCUGGCCCACAGGAUUCCCCCUUUGAGGGAGGGACUUUUAAACUUGAACUAUUCCUUCCAGAAGAAUACCCAAUGGCAGCCCCUAAAGUACGUUUCAUGACCAAAAUUUAUCAUCCUAAUGUAGACAAGUUGGGAAGAAUAUGUUUAGAUAUUUUGAAAGAUAAGUGGUCUCCAGCACUGCAGAUCCGCACAGUUCUGCUAUCGAUCCAGGCUUUGUUAAGUGCUCCCAAUCCAGACGAUCCAUUAGCAAAUGAUGUAGCGGAGCAGUGGAAGACCAACGAAGCCCAAGCCAUAGAAACAGCUAGAGCAUGGACUAGGCUAUAUGCCAUGAAUAAUAUUUAAAUCGAUCUGAUCAUCACGUGUGCAUCACUUCUCCUGUUCUGCCAAGACUUCUUCCUCUUUUGUUUGCAUUUAAUGGACAGUCUUAGAAACAUUACAGAAUAAAAGCCCAGACAUCUUCAGUCCUUUGGUGAUUAAAUGCACAUUAGCAAAUCUAUGUCUUGUCCUGAUUCACUGUUGUAAAGCAUGAGCAGAGGCUAGAAGUAUCAUCUGGAUUGUUGUGAAACGUUUAAAAGCAGUGGCCCCUCUCUGCUUUUAUUCAUUUCUCCCAUCAUGGUUUAAGUAUAAAGCACUGUGAAUGAAGGUAGUUGUCAGGGUUAGCUGCAGGGGUGUGGGUGUUUUCUUUAUUAUUUUUUUGAGGGGGGGUAGUUUUAUUUUAAUUUUAUGGGCUCCUUUCCCCCUUUUUAAGUGAUCUAAUUGCAUUGGUUAAAAGCAGCUAACCAGUUCUUUAGAAUAUCUUCUCUAGCCAAGUCUAACUUCAUUUAGACACUGUAGAUGGACAAGCUUGAUUGUUUGAACCAAAAUGGGAACAUUAAACAAACAUCACAGCCCUCACUAAUAACAUUGUGACUUCGCUGUCAAAUGUAGAAUUCUCCCUUCAAGAAAAAGCUUGUGACCAUUUUGUAUGGCUUGUCUGGAAACUUCUGUAAAUCUUAUGUUUUAGUAAAAUAUUUUUUGUUAUUCUACUUCGCCUUUGUACAUUUUAUUUUACUGUGUUUAUUUCGUUUUCCCAAUGUGACAAUCGUAUUUAAAAGUUAAAACUGAUGGAACAUUGUUUUGAUCUUCACCAUCUGACAAUUUGAAUGGCAAGAGGUAGAUUUUUUUGAGCUUUUCACUGAUGCAAAUUUAAGCUGUCGGUAAAUAGAAUAUUUAUAAGUUGGCUCUGAGCAUGCAUACAGCAUCAGUACCUGACCUUUUUUUUAACCUCUUAGAAAUUUGAAAUAAAUGUUUCUGUUUUGUCCGAUAAUUAGACUCUCAUUGGUGUCUUGCCACAGUGUUUGAAAAUUACUGUACAGGAGCAUCACAGCAAAGCAGCAGCUGUGACAGAUUCUGUAGGAUUUUCACAGGUGCCACAUUUGUGUCUGCAUUUGGGUUUAUGACCUUUUUCUUACUUCUUAUUUGCAAAUUCUGUGUGAUCACGGGUAUGUGUUAUUAGGAAACACCAACCUGAUUAUCAUUUGGGUUUUGCUGAGGCAUUUAUGAGUCUUCCUUAUAGACCUGACUAGCAAAUCUCAAGCAACUUGCUUGCAUAAAAGUAUCAUUCUUCCUUUGAGAGAUCACAUCCUCAGUUUCUGAUUCUUACAUUCAUCCCUCUUGUAUUUGUGAUGGGAGUUCCUUUUAUUCUUUGAUAAUUAAGUAAUUUUCUCCAUUAACAGAAUCCUUCCUCCCACAAAACUAUUCUUUCCCAUCUUUCUCCAUAUCUAAUUCCUGCUUUUUACUAAGUCAUCACUGUAACCAGUCAUCAGUAUGUAAAUGUUAGUUUGAGGUUGGCACCUUUGUCUCUUGCAGUUGAAGGUAAUGGAUAUUGUAGCUCAUCUGAAUUUUCCUGCUCUUACUCUCACUCUCGUAACUUCUGGAGUCUCUUCAGAAUGUGGUGUAUUUUAUUGUGUUCCUUAUGUAAGUUGAAGAAUUAUCUAUUAAAAUUACAUUUUCAACAUAUAUAAGUUUUUGAUGACUGGUAACUGGUAUCCUUCCAAAUAAAUGCUUGCUUGG
Molecule: messenger RNA, 2522 nt
Organism: Condylura cristata (star-nosed mole)
Lineage: Eukaryota; Metazoa; Chordata; Mammalia; Eulipotyphla; Talpidae
Gene: UBE2N
Product: ubiquitin-conjugating enzyme E2N
Exons: 4
Coding region: 354-812 (152 amino acids)
Source: RefSeq, a predicted model, not a curated record